Messenger RNA from Dipodomys ordii (Ord's kangaroo rat), 986 nucleotides. RefSeq names its product ADP-ribosylation factor-like 14 effector protein (gene Arl14ep). The transcript has 5 exons. Gene Ontology annotation, cellular component: intracellular membrane-bounded organelle. NCBI's taxonomy places the organism in Eukaryota, Metazoa, Chordata, Mammalia, Rodentia, Heteromyidae. The coding region runs from base 200 to 982 and encodes 260 amino acids. The record is from RefSeq and is a predicted model, not a curated record.
CUCAGUGGUAAGCGCCGAGCAGCUGGUCGGGAGCCGCCGAGUCCGCGGCGGGUCGGAGGCGUCGCGGGGCCGGGGCGGCUGAAAACGCAGUUUCAUAAGUUUCUCCAUAAAGGUCUUGCAGUAAUUUAUAAGAGUGAUCACCACAUGAUCUUUAAGAGAGAUCACUAGACAAAACAAGGAAAAUUUGUGAGAAUCAAGAAUGAUGGACCCAUGUUCAGUUGGAGUCCAGCUUCGUACCACAAAUGAGUGCCAUAAAACCUACUACACUCGUCAUACAGGUUUCAAGACUUUGCAAGAAUUGUCAUCAAAUGAUAUGCUUUUACUUCAACUUAGAACUGGAAUGACGCUUUCUGGGAACAACACAAUUUGCUUUCAUCAUGUAAAAAUUUACAUUGACAGAUUUGAGGAUUUGCAGAAGUCAUGUUGUGACCCAUUUAACAUACACAAAAAGCUAGCCAAAAAAAAUUUGCAUGUAAUUGACUUAGAUGAUGCCACUUUUCUGAGUGCAAAAUUUGGAAGACAGCUCGUACCUGGUUGGAAGCUUUGUCCAAAAUGUACCCAGAUAAUCAAUGGAAGUGUGGAUGUUGAUUCUGACGACCGACAAAGAAGGAAACCUGAAUUGGAUGGAAGAACUGCUAAAGCAUUGAGGUCACUGCAGUUUACCAACCCAGGGAAGCAAACUGAAUUUGCUCCAGAAACUGGGAAAAGAGAAAAAAGGAGACUUACAAAGAGUUCAACUGCUGGUUCAGACAGACAAGUGAUACCAGCGAAGAGUAAGGUCUACGAUAGCCAAGGCCUCCUGAUUUUCAGUGGGAUGGACCUCUGUGACUGCCUGGAUGAAGACUGCCUAGGAUGUUUCUACGCGUGCCCCGCCUGUGGCUCCACCAAAUGUGGGGCUGAAUGCCGCUGUGACCGCAAGUGGCUCUACGAGCAAAUAGAAAUCGAAGGAGGAGAGAUCAUUCAUAAUAAACAUGCUGGAUAAUGUG